This is a messenger RNA of Archocentrus centrarchus (flier cichlid), 3624 nucleotides long. It is a transcript of the gene hbs1l, whose product is annotated as HBS1-like translational GTPase. Gene Ontology annotation, molecular function: GTP binding; GTPase activity. The coding region runs from base 132 to 2132 and encodes 666 amino acids. NCBI's taxonomy places the organism in Eukaryota, Metazoa, Chordata, Actinopteri, Cichliformes, Cichlidae. The transcript is spliced from 5 exons. The record is from RefSeq and is a predicted model, not a curated record.
UCUACUGUGACCUGCCUGCUGUUGUAGGCUAGCUUCACACACAGCAGCAGCAGCAGCCGAGCCGGGCAGUGAACACAUGCCAGUGAACCGAAUAACAUAACACUGGCGCUGAGAGAGGAGGCAUAACCAGUAUGUCUCGCCACAGAAAUGUUCGAGGUUACAACUACGAUGAAGACUUUGAUGAUGAUGACAUGUAUGGACACUCUGUGGAGGAUGACUGCUGUAUUUCACCAGCAACAGCAAAUCAGUUCAUCUACUCACGUCAAGAAAGACAGGCACCAAGGGAAGAACCUCUAGAAGAGGAAGAGUAUGAAGAUGAGGCUGUCCCUAUGUCUCCUACUGUCCACCACAACCUUAACCCUCUCGAUCAAGCCAAGCUGUAUUCCUGUCUGGACCAAAUGCGGACUGUGUUGGGAGAUGCAGUGCCCGACUCGGUCCUGAACCAGGCAGCCAUAAAAUAUGGAUUUGACCCACAGAGGGCACUGGAUGCAGUACUGUCUGAAGAUGCUAAAAUUGCCCCGGUUAUCAGAAGUACAAUUGAAGAGAUUGGUGCAGUAGAGAAAGUUAGCCAGGAGAAAGCGCCGCUACCGCAAAGAACCAAACAAGAGGCUGUGGCUGACAAAGGAGCCGUCUUGUCUGCUUCUCACACAGUCAUGACAUCCAAGGCACAUAAAUCCAACACAGAUGGGCACAAACAUGCACAUCCACAUGUACCUACACCAAGAGCACCCAGCUUGUGUGUCCUCUUAUCCCAACCAAAGGCUGUCAGCUGUGAAAAGCAGAAUUUUAGCCUUAAAAACAUUAGCCCAGGCGUUAGCAGUGACAGUAGUCUGGCACAUCUAAUUUCUGAGUGUGAGCAAAAGAGUAAGGGGACAGGAGUAGCUGACACACGGCAAGGUUUGGAUGUUUCCUCAUUCAACAAAGGACUAAAUUCAGCAGCAUCCAUUAUGUCUAAUCAGAGUAGUCUUUCACUGGGAAUGUUGGCAUCAUUAAAUACAUUAUCACACACCUCACCUCCCUCCAUCCUUUCACAUUCACUCAGUAAUCUUUCACUAAACAACCCCAAUAUAACAACUGCAGGCUCUUCUCUGGCUGCUCCUCCUGGCUUUGGGAGUCUUGGCCCUUCCUUGCAGAAAAAUCAGCAGUCAGUGUCUGUUGGGCCUGGAGGCAAAACCAUGCCGGGUGGUUCUAAGGGCAGCCCGUCACUGGCUGAUUUAAUCCAGGAGCACUCAAAUCGAAACCCAGCUCUCAGUAACCUUCUCCUUACUCCUCAAAGCAGCUUACCUUCUGUGACGUUUCAGGGAAUGGCUGCACCAACUCAAACACUCUCACUGUCUGAGCUUGCUUCUCAGCACCAAAACAGAAGGAUUUCCCCUCAAUCACAAAGCACUGAAAGACUAGCGAACACUCUCACCUCAUCUAAAAUAACUAGCAACACUUCCCCAUGUCUGGCUGGAAUGGUCUCAUUGUCCCAGCUCGCCUUGCAGCAUUACAACAACAGUUCUUUAUCUUCCCCCCAACCUUUCACUUCUGAAUCUCCAGAAAAUGCUCUGAAACACCCACCUGGUCUUUCUGAGCAGCUGUCUUUGUCACAUUUGGCAUCUGAACACAAAAGCAAAACCUCAGCCACCUCAAAUGGGUCACAGUAUUCCCUCACGUCGCUCCUUUCACCAGCAAAACCAGAGAAGACUGGCAUGUCAGAAGAAAGUGUUAAAGAGGGUGGAUCUAAGUGUGAACUCCACCACAGACCAUACCACCAAAUCUCCAGACCACCUAAGCCGGGUCAGACUAUUGAUUUGACCUCACUGAUGGCCCAGUCACAUGGAGCAGGCCUCCAUCAGCUUGAAAGUGGCCUUCCAUCACCCACAUCUUCAACUGCUUUUCCACUGGGGUUGGAUGUUUCUGUUUUUGCAAAACCUUCAGUAUUUGCAAUUACGCUGUCUGUUCAGACUAGCAGACGACAGAAGAGGAUGAAAAAUAAACUGAAGGGAAAAAUAAAAGGUCAGAGGACAGGAAGCUACCGGGCCGAAGAACAGCUUCCUCCACUUACGCCAAUUGUACCUUUCCGCUUUGAUACCCCCUCUCCUGACGACAUUGUCCGUGCUAAUCAGCGGAAAGCUUUCACAAGGUAGCCACAAGGAAAGCACUUAAUUCAGUUGCACCUAGGUUGGUGCUAACUUGGCUUGCUUUGAAUGAAAACCUCACAUCUUUCUGGGCCCCUUUUGCUCCUCCAACUGAACUAAACCCAGAAAUGCAGCACUCAGGAUUGCAAGUCUGCACUCAUUCAGGGGGAGUAAAGGAACUUUUGGGACCAAAAGAAUGACACGCUUGCUCUAAUCACUGGUAAAAAAACAAAAAUAAUAUAAAUAACAUUAUUCAAACAUUUAUGUAUUUUUUUAAGUUGAGGAACACAAGUUAAACAUACAGAACAAAGAUUAAGUGAAAUAGUAUAAGAAAUGAACUCAGUCAUUAUGGCAGCUUAAUAAUCCUAACUAAGCAAACUUUCAAAGAACAAUUCAGUAUUUUAGGAACUUUUAGAAAGCUUUUGUUAUUACUGUAAUGAAUGUUCCCUCCUUCAUUUUAAAAUGUAGUCUUAUUUUUGUAUGCUUUGACAGCCAAUGGCUUUUUAAAUUUUUUUUACGAUCAUAGCAAAGAGAAAAUUCAAGUAUAACUCUGGGUGUGACUUUUUUUAGUCUGAGCUGCAUGAACCCUCAAAAGACAAAAAAGAGGUUGGCUUUGUUUGCAGGUGUGCUGCAGCUAUUGGAAUAUGGAUCAGUUAACCAUUGUACUGGUUUACUGCUGCCUGUGUUUGAGAUCAUGGGUUUGACUUUUUGGUUUAGAGGACACCUGGAGAUUUUCCCAUGAGGGAAGAGGAACGUACACGCACAUGGGCACAGACACACAAACAUGUUCAUUUACAGACAAGUGAAAUCUUUUAACUGUUAAAUAUUAAAAAACUCUGUUUAUUUUAGUGAAAGCACUAUGAAUAAUAGGUUUACUGAAUUAGUCAAAGUGAAUAACUUCAAUUUUCUAGCAAAUGAUUUUAAUUUUAUGUUGUACACAUGGAUUUAAUUUACACUGGGUGUGUCUUCACACACUGCCAGAGGUUAAUUUGUCUGUUUAGAAAUAAAGAUGACAAAAUUUAAGUAAUCUAAAUACACUUCUGUCUAGGCUUGUCCUUCAGUUUUUGUGAAUGUAUGUGUAUUUAAACAUAUUUUUCGGCUUGUUGUAUUGAACUAAUCCUAUGUAAUCAAUUAAAAGCGCCCUAUUCUAAUGUAUAAUUAAAGCACCAGUACCAGUACUCAAGGGUGAACAGUUGGCCACAAUAUUAUUUAUGGGUUAAGCAGAGCAUUUGUCUACUUUUAAAGGGAAAUGUUUUAGAAUGAAAACAUUAUCUGUAGUAAUGUAUCCAUUUUUAAAGGGUUAUGCUAAAAUGUCUCAAGUCAUAUUUGAAUUUUACUCUUAUUUGCUACUUCAGUGUUGUUUUAAGUGAGGGAAUUCAUGUUGGGAGAAGAGGGGUCAAUUUCAUGCAGGUGCAGAGAGUAAAUUAGACCCCCAGGGUGUCAGCCAGAAAGGAGAGCCUGAGGGAGAUGAUAAGGACAGUUAGUGUUAACAGUAGCAAGA